This is a messenger RNA of Acytostelium subglobosum LB1, 2517 nucleotides long. RefSeq lists its product as hypothetical. Gene Ontology annotation, biological process: protein-containing complex assembly; mitochondrial protein processing. Gene Ontology annotation, molecular function: ATP-dependent peptidase activity; ATP hydrolysis activity; metalloendopeptidase activity. Gene Ontology annotation, cellular component: membrane; m-AAA complex. NCBI's taxonomy places the organism in Eukaryota, Evosea, Eumycetozoa, Acytosteliales, Acytosteliaceae. The transcript is spliced from 2 exons. The record is from RefSeq and is a predicted model, not a curated record. The coding region runs from base 1 to 2517 and encodes 838 amino acids.
AUGUCUACACAGUUUAGAUUGUUUGCUCAAUCUAGCAAUAGGUUGAGACGUGCUACUUCCUCGUCAUCAUCAUCAACAACAUCAUCAUUAUAUAGUAUAAACGGCAAUGGCAUCAGACUGAGUGGAGCCAACAACAACAGCCUAUUCAACAACAACAGCCUAUUCAACAACAACAACAACUACACCUGUACAAAUCAAACAACAACAUCAACAUCACUACUGCGUAGACAUUACUUUAACACAAACAACAAUAGUAACAACAAUAACAACAACGAUGAUAAUCAACAAAAUGGAUUAAGGAAUAUGUUACAAUACUAUCAACAGAGAUCGAUUGAGUACUUGAGAGCGAUCAGUAGUGGCAAUGGUUCAUUGCUGUUGGCAAACAAGGGCUGGGGCAACUUUGAGAAGAAGAACGAGAGCAAGCCCGCAGAGGGCGAGGACAAGAAGACGUCCGACGACAAGAAGGCUGCAGAGGAAACAUUCGGCAACGCCAAGGACAACAAGGACAACGUCAAGGACAGGCGACACGACAAGAGCAGCAAGAAGGAGGACAAGGACGACGAUAAGAACGAGGACGAGGGCGGCUCACCCUCAAUGACCAGCAUAUUGGGCGCGAUCUUUGCCACGGGCGGCCUGAUGUACCUGCUCACGCCCAAGUCGCCCGAGGACUCGGACACGCACAUGACAUUCAGCGAGUUCAUCACAAAGGUGCUGCCCGACAAGACCGCCACCAAGAUCCGCGUUUACAACAACGUCGCCGUCGUCCUCGGUCAGGACCAACAGGUGAUUGGCACAUUCCCCAUUGGCGACAAGAAGGUGUUUGAGGAGCAGCUCGAGGCGGCGCAGACGCAGAGCGGAAUCACCAAGAACAACUUCCUUCCCGUCUCCUACUUUGAGCGCACGGACUACCGCGUCGUGCUGAUCCAGAUGAUCCCAUACGCCAUCCUGGCCUACUUUGCCUUCAGGAUGUACAAGUCCAUGACGUCCAAGUCGAACAAGAUGAACAUGUUCUCGCCGGGCAAGAUGAACGCCAAGCAAUUCAAAAAGACCGAUGCCAAGGUGUCCUUCAAGGAUGUCGCCGGCCUGGGCGAAGCCAAGGUCGAGAUCGAGGAGUUUGUCAACUUCCUCAAGGAUCCCAAGCGUUACCAUGACAUUGGUGCCAAGAUCCCAAGAGGUGCAAUCCUCAUUGGACCACCAGGAACUGGAAAGACAUUGCUAGCAAAGGCAACCGCAGGCGAAGCCAAUGUACCAUUCUUCUCGACUUCAGGAUCGGACUUUGUCGAGAUGUUUGUUGGUGUUGGACCCGCAAGAGUGCGUGAUCUCUUUGAGCAGGCGAGAAAGAAUGCACCAUGUAUCGUAUUCAUCGAUGAGAUUGAUGCCAUUGGACGCGCAAGAGGCAAGGGUGGAUUCUCUGGCUCGAACGACGAGCGUGAGAACACUCUCAAUCAGCUGCUGGUCGAGAUGGACGGCUUCACACCACUCAAGAACGUCGUUGUGUUUGCCGCCACCAAUCGUCCCGACAUCCUGGACCAGGCGCUCCUGCGUCCAGGUCGUUUCGAUCGCCAGAUCACCAUCGACAACCCCGACCUCAAGUCGCGCGAGGAGAUCUUUGUCGUUCAUCUCAAGACGCUGACUCUGGACAACAACGUGGAGUUCUAUGCUGAGAAGUUGGCCAGGCUCACACCAGGUUUCUCUGGUGCCGACAUUGCCAAUGUGUGCAAUGAGGGCGCCCUGAUUGCCGCCCGUCGCGACGCUGAGAAGAUCGGACUGGUGCACUUUGACGCUGCCAUCGACCGUGUCAUUGGUGGACUGGAGAAGAAGAACAAGGUGCUGUCGCCACAGGAGAAGAAGACGGUAGCCUACCACGAGGCUGGACACGCCGUCGUCUCAUGGUUCCUGGAGCACUGCAACCCAUUGCUCAAGGUGUCCAUCGUGCCACGUGGUGUAGCCGCGCUAGGCUACGCCCAGUACAUGCCCAAGGAGGAGUUCCUGAACACUAAGGAGCAGAUCUUUGACAAGAUGUGCAUGGCACUUGGCGGCCGUGUCGCUGAGCAGAUGACAUUUGGCACGAUCACCACUGGUGCCCAGGACGACCUGGAGAAGAUCACCAAGAUGGCCUACUCCCAGGUGGGCAUCUACGGAAUGAACGACAAGGUCGGCCCGUUGUCAUACCCGCGCAAGGACAGCUCCGACCUGACCAAGCCAUACAGUGAGGAGACGGCCGAAAUCAUGGACCAGGAGGUCAGAAUCCUGUUGCAGCGUGCCUAUGACAAGACCACCGAGGUGUUGAAGGAGCACAAGGAGGGUUUGGAGGCAGUGGCCGCUUUGCUCUUGUCAAAGGAAGUGAUUCAUGCCGAGGAUAUCGAGAAGAUCCUCGGACCACGACCAUUCGGAAUCCCUGAGCCAGAUGUGAAGAAGGAUAUUCAAUCAACAUCAACAGCAUCAUCAACAACUACAACCACGACGACUCAAACUCCAUUGACUGACGCACCGACUAUUGAGCCUCAGACAGCAUAA